ACACACACUCCCCCACUCACACGGACGGACACACACGCACGCACGUUGACACACACCCCCCCAGUCACACAACAGGACACACACGCACGCGCGCCGCUCCUGCCCGGAGCGCCUCGCUGUGUCUCUCCCGAGCCGAAUGGAGGAGCAAGAGGAGGAGGCUGCUGCUGUUGUUGUUGAUGUCGCGAGGCGCGCUCUCGCCAUGACGCCUGGCCGAGACGCGGAGCAGCAGGAGCAGGAGGAUGAGGAGGAGGAGGACGUGAAAGAGGAGGACGCGACGUGCAGAGAGGUCGCCCAGGAGGAGAUGGAGCGCAGCUCCGCGGGAGGAGCAGCGGGAGCCGUGAACCACGGAUUCGACGAGAGUCCGGACAGCAGCUUCCCCUCCAGCCCCGAGCGCAACAACGACCAACAGGCGCUACGGCCCGCGGACCCCCACAAGGAGCCACGUGACCCGUGCCACUUCAUUUACCUGUCCAUGGUGCUGGCGGGCACGGGGUUCCUGCUGCCCUACAACUGCUUCACAGUCGACGUGGACUACCUGCACAGCGCAUACCCAGACUCGACCAUCGUGUUCGACAUCAACACCACCUACCUCGUCACGUCGCUCUGCACCGUUCUGCUUGUGAGCCUCCUGGUGGAACGGGUGGACAUGCACACGCGCAUCACUGCCGGCUACGUGCUGGCCUUGUUGCCGCUGCUCUUCGUGGGGCUGUGCGAGGUGUGGUUCGGGCUCAUCCCGCGCCACGCCUCCUACCAGCUGCACCUGCUCUCCGUCGCCGUCGUCGCCUUCGCGAGCACAGUGCAGCAAGCCAGCUACUACGGCUUCUCGGGGAUGCUGCCGCCUCGGCACACGCAGGCCGUGAUGACGGGCGAGAGCCUGGCGGGGGUGGUGGCCUCCACGACCCGCGUGGUGACCCGUGCCUCCGUGGGCGACGUGAGGACGAACACGGGCAUCUUCUUCGCGGCUGUGGCGGCGAUGGAGGUGGUGUGCCUCCUGUGCCACCAGCUGGUGCGCCGCUCCCGCUUCGUGCACCACCACACGGCGGCGGCGCGGGGUGGGGGACGCCGCCCCGUGCCCCCCUCCAAGCCGGAGUCUCUCCCCGAGCGGGGCACGGCCGCGCCCUACGUGGCCCGGCACAGCGUGGCAGGCGAGGAAGUGACAUUCGAGAAUGAGGUCACCCAGAAGGAUGACUCGCCCGUGUGGGAUGGACUGAACCAUGUGGGCGAGGAGGGGGGUGUCUACGUCCGCAUGGACCCUCCCGUGCAGAGCAAAGGCACUUUGAAGAAAAUCUUUGGGUCUCGCCUGGCCGUGAGCCGCCUGCUGUGGCCGUACAUGUCGGCGAUCGCCAUCACGUACCUCAUCUCCCUGACCGUCUACCCGGGGCUGCUCUCAGAGGUGCGCAGCUGCGAGCUGGGCGAGUGGAUGCCCAUCAUGCUCAUGGCGCUCUUCAACUACGCCGACCUCCUCGGCAAGUUUCUGGCCGCGGUCCCCGUGCCCUGGAAGCCGCUGUGGUUGGUGCUGGGCUCCUUGUCGCGCCUGCCUCUCAUCCCGCUGCUGGUGCUGUGCACCGCGCCGCUGGGGGCCCCCGCGCUGCCCCCACCGGCCUGGCCCUGCGCCCUCUCCAUCCUGCUGGGCAUCACCAACGGCUACAUGUGCAGCGUGCCCAUGAUCCGCGCGCCCGGCGCCGUGCCGCCGGAACGCAGGGAGCUGGCCGGCAACAUCAUGACGGUGUCGCUGAUGAUGGGUCUCACGGCGGGCUCGCUCAUCGCCUACUCCUUCUCGGGCCAGGUGCGCGCCCCCGACGUGCCCUGCGGGGCCCUCAACUCCACGCUCGUCAGCUCCACCCUCGGCGGCUCCUAGCCGGAGCAUUGCCGCGAGCACGGCGCCCUCGGUCUUAGUGGAGCGCACGCUCCUGUGAUGAUGACGACGGCGACGUCACAAAGGGUUUCCCCCGACCGCGUGGACCCAGCGCGCGUGCACGUGUCCCCACUCGGCACGCGAGAGGUCCGCUGCCGUGGUGGCGGUAGUACAGCUCGACAACUGCGGCGCCGCCAGAUCUCGGCGCUAAUAAAAUUCCUGCCGCCAACCGCGUGUGGACGUACAAAUUCUGUCCGACUGUCCGGCUCAAACCGGGUGGUCAAGUCCGGGUCAAUGCGAGGUCACGCCCGGAUCAGGUGGCGACCCCAAGGCGGCACCCCCCGCUUCUCCGAGCCGCUUUGAGCGGGAAAAGUCUCGGCUAAGCGGUGAUCCUUAAACGGCUGCUGAUAGGACGUACCGCGUGCGGUGAGUCGUCCUGGAAUCGGUUUUGCGCACACGAUCCGCACGCAAAACGCGAUUCGCAAAACGAGGCAAUUGAAAUUGGUUCUUGCCAAUUGAACCGUGGCGCGAAUCUUGGCUCUUCAGUGGAAUAAUUCUGCCUGUCAAAACAAAGCGCCAAGAGUGCGGGCCCUGAGGACGUCGUUGAGCCAAUCAGACUAGUUUGAGUUUCGUGUGGUCAUUGGCGCUGCCCAGACUUACGUUGGAAGACAGGGGGCAGCGUGGGUUCGGUAGAGGGGAUUGGCUUCUGGAUAGUAAUGUUUGGAGUCGGAGAUAGGGUUCGAUUUGGGUUUGGGAUAUUGUCGGCGUUACGGUCUGGAUGAGGCUUAGGGUUGGGGUUUGGAUCAGGGAUAGGAUUGGGAUUAAGGAUCGGGUUAGGAGUAAUCGUGUUCGGGUUGGGGUUAGGAUUCAAUAUAGUGAUCGGAACAGGAUUUUGUCUAGUAUUAGGAUUGGGGUUAGGGAUAGGAUUCGGAUCGAUCGUGUAAGGGAUAGGGUUGGGUUAUGGUUCAGUACUAUAUAGUGUUGGGGUUAGGGAUAUGAUUUAGGAUAGUGUUAAGAUUGGGUUAGGGAUAGUGUUUGGGUUCGAGAUAGAGCUAUGAUUGUCUGCAGAACUAUGUUUUCAGUCGUAUUAUUUCAGACUGUUUGCGCCUUCGGCUGAUGGCUACGUGUUCCAUGAUGCCUUGCGGGCUGAAUGUUCUUCUCUGGACGUGGCCGCUUGCCUGUGUGCAGGUGCGCGCGCAUGUGCUUGUGUGUGGACAUGUGUGCACGUGUAUGUGUGUACUAGCGACGAUUAUCAGAACCGGUUCCUGGGCCUCCCCUAGGUCAACUGAGCCUCAAAUGAGCACCUGGUGUGGAUUAAGGUGUAUAAACAUCGCCACUGGGGAGACAAAGGUGACCGGGCGUGGUGCUGGCCACCGACCCCCUCGUGUGCCGUGCCGGCCUUCAGAGGUGCUUGCCCUAACAGUCUGUUAAAGGCUAUACGGGAGGGAUCUUUGUGUUUGUGGAUGUGUGUAGGUGCCUGCGCGUGUUUGCGUGUGUGGCCGUGUGUAAUUGUGAAUGCCUCCCAAAAGAGAUUUUUUUUUUUUAGUGGCCGUGCAGGGUCAAUGAAAUGAAAUGGCUUUAAGUCCUCGUUUAACGCGGUCGUAGAUGCGUUCCUGAGAAGUGCCUCGUGAGAGAAGCGAAAAACGCGUUAAGCGAAAACAAUUUCCCCAAUAGUGAAACGAUAAAAGUUUGGCGAGAUACGACGGACGUGGACGCAGUGAGAUGGCGGGACAAAUAACCGAGGGCAUGCUGCCGUGUUACUCUAUCGUUCCGCGUGUUGUAUCACUCCGCACAGCUGCGCAGCUCAAGAAAGUAGUUCGUCGUCGACCGCUCAGAAAGCGCGCUAUAGCGGUGCGCUUAUGUACCGCGUUAUACCACCGCGCGUUAAGCGAGGACUCGGCGCGCUUGUUUCUAUUUGCUCCGCUGAAGUAGAGGAAACGAGUUGGCGUUGCGUCGUCCAACACGCUGCUCUUGUCCGCGAUGUCGAUCGCCGUAAUCUCCCGCCUGCUGUCAACGUGGCUUCAAAUGUGGCGCGCGGAAAUCUCCACGUGGGGCGAUGGGCGAGAGAAGUUGCCUGCUGCCACCGCUGCUGCUGGAAUUGAACCCAGGGUCUCUGUGUCUCUUUGCCCGAAGUGCAUGAUUGUUGUGCAAACGGGCGACUUCCCAUCUCUUGGGAAAUAAAGACGGCUGGCGAU
Molecule: messenger RNA, 4050 nt
Organism: Lethenteron reissneri (Far Eastern brook lamprey)
Lineage: Eukaryota; Metazoa; Chordata; Hyperoartia; Petromyzontiformes; Petromyzontidae
Gene: SLC29A4
Product: solute carrier family 29 member 4
Biological process (GO): nucleoside transmembrane transport
Cellular component (GO): plasma membrane
Molecular function (GO): nucleoside transmembrane transporter activity; monoamine transmembrane transporter activity
Source: RefSeq, a predicted model, not a curated record